Molecule: messenger RNA, 3806 nt
Organism: Ruditapes philippinarum (Manila clam)
Lineage: Eukaryota; Metazoa; Mollusca; Bivalvia; Venerida; Veneridae
Exons: 2
Coding region: 289-3090 (933 amino acids)
Biological process (GO): cell surface receptor signaling pathway; G protein-coupled receptor signaling pathway
Cellular component (GO): membrane
Molecular function (GO): G protein-coupled receptor activity
Source: RefSeq, a predicted model, not a curated record
GCAUCAUUCUUGUCUUGCUUACGAUGAGUACAUGUUAACAUUUCGUUUUGAACAAUAUUAACUCAUAUUAAAUCAAAGUUGGUUAGAAAUGAUUUAUUAUGCAUUGCAGUGGGUAAAUUUUGUAUUUGCUCUGCUUUUGAAACGUUCCGUGUAAUAAUAUACUAAAUUAUGUAAAUAUUAAUGAAUCGUGUUUAGAUGCUGAUAAUGGUAAAAUAAACAAGUUUUAAUAAUAGUGGGAACAUUUUAGCAUAACCAUAUAGAUUUUCAACAGUUAAUGAGUAUUUUCACAUGCAAUAUAGGACGACGAAGAUGGCUUUGCGUUUUUCUCUUCUGAUAAAUAUAUUGCUGUGCGCUAAGCUGGUUAGAAGUUUAUAUAAUAAUGAGAGUCAAUUCGACAUACAAAACGAAAUUGUUGAGGAUUUUAAAAGACUAUGCCCUUAUACAAAUACAUGUUUGAGCAGAGCACGUGAAAACUUGACGGAGCAAAGUGGUGGUUUAGUCGCGUGUUGUCGCCAGUGUAGCUGUGACGUCAAUUGCGGCACCGCGUGCUGUCCAGACAGACCAGAGAGGUUUUUAAAUGACAGCGAAGUGAAUGAACUGAAAAGUAUUCCUGAACAAUGUGUGCUUGCUCAGGUACGAGAAUUUGACUCUACAAAACUAAACGGGAAGUCGUUUAAAAUGAUCGGCCAGUGCCCGGAAAAUUACUCAAAUGAAAAUGUGAGAGAAAAAUGCUCGCAACACUACCAUGAUUUUGAUUUUGAGAAAGGUGACUUUAAAACUCUGAUGCCAGUUUCAGUUGAAACAGUUAAUGUGACCUUUAGAAAUUAUUUCUGCGCUGUUUGUCAUAAUGCUUUAAACACAAAGCUUCAAUUCUGGAACACAAAGGCAAUAUGCAAAAAUAAGAGGAAAUUGGGCCUAACGACUUUAUCCGAAAUUCCAUCGAAACUUUCAGAAGAACCGUUUUGUCAAGUUAUAUUUGAACCUUCGUUUUCAGUUUCGAGAAUUGGCGUAGAAGUUUGUGAGAUAGAGAGAUGUAACACAACUGGGAGAUGGAAACAAUAUGACCGUAGUCUAGAGAUUGCAUGUCUGUCAUAUACGUCACAGUAUAAUGGCUAUAAGAACAUACACUGCUUCUUUUGUAAUGGACAUACGAUCCAAGAAGCAACCACUUCGUGUUCACCUGAUCGUUCUAUGGUGGAAGAUGAAGAUUCUUUCGUUGAUCUGUUAGACUUUUACGGUUUGAUCAGCUCUGCGUUACACCAACAAGAAACAACUUGUUCCGGGACUUCAGUAUAUGACUCAGUUCAGGAAGAAUGUAGGCAGCUGUUUUGUGCGACCGGCUUUAUGCUGAUUGGGAACAAAUGUAUCCUACAGUACUCGGACAAGGUCUAUCUUGAUCACAGCAUUGUAUUCAAUCUCCGAAUUAGCUUAAUACCGUCGUAUAUUGCACGAAAUGGAGAUUUUGAACUUUUAAUGCAAAUCAUGAAAUCGUUUUAUAAUGAUUUAAGAUCAAACCUGGACUUUAUCCAAACAGCAGACGAUGCCAAAUUAUGUGCCAUGAACGCUUAUUUGAAAUUGAACGAUAGUCUUGAAGAAGUAAUAAUGUCUAUGAAACUUCACAAGCUUGCUGAUUUUGUACAGUUCAUCUCACAUAUUUCUUUACAAGUUGAUUUGAGCAUCAAAGGAAUAGCCAAUAUUUCUAAAGUCGUAGAAGAGCUGGCAAUGCUGUAUACAUCAAACGACUUCCACGGACAAUAUCAUAUUCAAUACCCAAUAGAUGAUAAAGAACUGCCAACAAAACUCAACAUCAGUUUAAGAGACGAAUAUAUCAAGUAUUUAGAUGAUAUCAAUAUACAGCCUUUGCAAUACAUAAUGCUUUUAAAUGGUAUGAGUGACGUUGAUGAUGGAUUAGGUAUUUUAUGGUUUGAGGGUGAAGAUCUCUCACCAAUGCAAAGCUGCGAGUCCGCUGUUAGUGUUCAACAUAAUCCGUUUUGUCCAAGAUUAGAACUUGACCACAGACAAUUCGUAAUAGAUAUCGUAAACAAACGGUUAACAAGUGUUCGAUAUAGCGAAUAUCUACCUGAGUCCCCACGUUAUAUCACAUUUACCAUGAUGCUGACAACCGGAAACGGUGUCAGUGUGAUUGUUUGUGCUGACGAGUACUUUAACCAGUUAUACACGAUGAAAGAAAAAUAUUCAGUUGAUGACGAAUUUGAAGUGUUGUCAGUUAUUUGCCUCGGUUGUUCUGCGCUAUCACUUGCGCUGACAUUUGUUAUUUAUUGUAUUCUCCCGAAUUUAAGAACUCUUCCAGGAUUGAAUACAAUGUCUCUCGUAUUACACCUUUUCUUUGCACACACUUUAAUGUUUGUUACUAGUACGUUUGACGUCACACUCUCGCGGCUGUGUUCUAUUAUUGCAGUCAUUAUACAUUAUAAUCUUCUGGCAAGUUUCUUUUGGAUGUUUAUCUGCACCUUCCACAUGUUAAAAGUUUUUAUAAAGAUAAAUGAAAAAAAUUCUUUUGCACAUACUAAAAGCAUAUUUGUCAAGUAUCUUGUAUUCACAGAGACUACUUCAGUCAUUUUCAUCAUAUGCAACAUCAUUGUUGCCAUUGUGGUAUUUGAUGAUUCGGCAGACUUCGGCUAUGGUGGUUCAUUAUGCUUUCUGAAAUAUGAUUAUCUAGAUCUAUUAGUUUAUUUUUUUGUCGCCCCGCUAUUUUGUGUUCUGCUUGCUAAUAUAGGAAUGUUUUCUUACGUCAUGUGGCGCGUGGUCCGUCUGCCUGAUAUGUCGGAUUGCAGCAACAAAGAGCGGCAUACUGUUCUUAUUUUUGCGAAAUUAUCUUCUCUAACAGGCAUCACUUGGAUUUUAGGUUUCUUUCCGGAACCCAUGAUAAUUAAAUAUGCCUUUAUGAUAUUUAGCGGUGGACAAGGUGUUUUUAUCAUGUUGUCAUUCGUUCUUAACAAGCGCGUUUUCAAUAUGCUGCGUUCACAUUUCAAGAAAACAAAACAAGAGGUUAAUAUAAAUGACGUCAAAACUCGUACAGUUUCUCUUACCGUUUCUAAUGGUAACGGGAAGAUAGUCCACACCGGAUGAAAUAUUCAUGAUUAGAUAAAUGUAGAUCUCCUUGCUAUAACUCUAUACAUAGAUAUAUAUCAACUGUAACAUUCUUGUUACAAAAUUAUCUUUUCAUGACUUGGCUCUACACGGGUUUCUUACAUAACAUUUGUGUAUCGAUAUUUAAACCCUCUUAUUAUCUUAUUUAUCAAAUAGUAACUAUUGUAUUGCAAAUUAUGUUACAGCUUUAUGUAUUGUGUUAAAUGUAUGGUAUAUCAAUGAUUCAAUAUUACAUUUUUGAUAAAUAGCAUGAUGCUUAUGCUGUUAGGCUUGUCAGCCAGAACUUGUGAAAGAUAAAUAUGUUUUUUCCUUCAAAUGGUGAUAAUUAAUUUUAGAUUUGUUUAAUUUUGAAACGCACUUAAGUGUAUAUAUUCUACUGUUUUAAAGUCGAUCAUCAUACAUAUAUUAAUACUAUGAUCAAGUAUAUAGAUGUAUCAAUAUUGGUAAAUGACGUGUAAACAAUGCAUUUAUCAUCUUGACCUUGCACUGUCCGAAUUGAUGGACGUUUCUGAUAGAUUACAUAUGAACAGCUUUAUCUACAGGUUGUGGGUCCGGUACACUAGUCUACGACGACAAAUGGAAGAAACACGUUGUCUUUACUGUCGAACAUAGUCCGCUGACAUUGUACAGUUCGAAUCAUCUGUGCGCCUCAAAUAAUUCCGGGUGACAACCAUAUUAAAUAAUAAAUAAAAAGA